This is a messenger RNA of Tarenaya hassleriana, 1215 nucleotides long. RefSeq names its product biotin carboxyl carrier protein of acetyl-CoA carboxylase-like. NCBI's taxonomy places the organism in Eukaryota, Viridiplantae, Streptophyta, Magnoliopsida, Brassicales, Cleomaceae. The record is from RefSeq and is a predicted model, not a curated record. The transcript is spliced from 9 exons. The coding region runs from base 190 to 1005 and encodes 271 amino acids.
CAACACAGACACCACCACUCGUCUUUUUGGUUGUAUCAUCCCACCAGGGAACGGCAAACAAUCGUUCAAUCUCAGAUUUUGACAUCGUCACUCGUGUUCCUCGUUCGUAUCGACUUCUGGGUUCUUCAGGAAAUUCCCUUCACAAUCUGGUUUUGUUGCCGUCGUUCCUUAGAAUCUUUGCCUCCCUCCAUGGCUUCCUGUAGCCUCGGAGUUCCUAAAAUUAAAAUUUCGGCGAUAAACAUCAGCAAAGGAAGAUCCGGAAACUUAUUGAUACCGGAGAAUCAGAGACCUCGGCUUGAGCAAAAGCCUCUUAAAUAUGUUGGUCUGAGGACAACUCUGCAGACUGUCAAAGCCGUCAAAGUAUCCACUGUUCCAGCGACAGAAGCAGACGCUGCCACAGAUGUGGAAGAGGCCAAACCAUCUGGAUUGUCAAGUCAGCCUAUUCCCAAAUCUUCCGAGGUGGAAGCUCUUGUUACUGAAAUAUGCGAUUCCACAUCAAUUGCAGAGUUCGAGCUGAAACUCGGUGGAUUCCGCCUUUACGUAGCAAGGAACUUAACUGACAAAAGUAGCCCUCCACCUCCGCCCGUUCUUUCUGCUGUUACAGCUAGUGCGACUACUGAGGAGUUCGAUACAAAUGGUUCAGCUUCUUCUCCUUCAUUGGCUAUCACAAAAGCGGUUUCUUCCUCGGGUGGUGGAACAGAGACACUUGUUGACAGAGCUGCCGACGAGGGCUUGGUGAUUCUCCAAUCACCAAAGGUAGGGUUUUUUCGAAGAUCAAGGACCAUAAAGGGGAAACGAACACCCCCAUCUUGUAAAGUGAAAGACGUAGUGAAAGAGGGUCAAGUUCUGUGCUACAUCGAGCAGCUCGGCGGCCAAAUCCCGAUAGAGUCUGAUGUUUCUGGCGAGGUUGUCAAAAUACUCAGAGAAGACGGCGAGCCCGUAGGAUACAACGAUGCCCUCAUCGCUAUCCUUCCAUCGUUCCCCGGGAUCAAGAAGCUUCAGUAAGUGACUAAGUUCUUUCCAUUCCAUUACUCGAAAAAAGGGCGAGAGUUUGAUUCUAGAGGUAUGUUGAGAAUUUUCCAAAACCAAGAAAUUAGACUUUGUUUAUACAUUUCCCCUUUUGAUUUUCAGACAAAUCUGGAUUGUCUGUGCAUUUUCUUCCGUUUUGACAUGGUUCAUACAUAAUAUGUUCUUAAUCACAGUGAUUUAUAUAUA